CUAGGCAGGAGACCAGGCACAUAAAGGUUCAUUUGUAAAGAGCAUCCUACCAGAACCUCCUCUCUUUUGCUCCAACUACCCAGUGAGUUGGAGCAUUUAAGAAGAUUCUUCUGCCAGUGAGACCAAAGGAAGGAAAAGGGCCAAAAGCCAAAAUGAAAUUUUUGGUACUUGUUGCUGUCAGCUUAACUUUGCUGCUGGGAACCCAUGCCAUGCCUUCAAAUCGCCUUUCUUGCUACAGAAAGAUACUAAAAGAUCGCAACUGUCACAGCCUUCCAGAGGGAGCAGCCCAUCUUACGCAGAUUGAUGAAAAUGUCCAGGAUCAUUUCUGGGAUGGGAAGGGAUGUGAGAUGAUUUGUUACUGCAAUUUCAGCGAGUUGCUCUGUUGCCCAAAAGAUGUCUUCUUUGGACCGAAGAUCUCUUUUGUAAUCCCUUGCAACAACCACUGAGAAUCUGGAGAAUGUGACCCCCUUGCUUCCUACAAACUAUCAGUAUAAUUAAACUGUAUUUCUCAUUUCUAUACAGUGCAAGAAAGCAGAUUCUAUAGCUUUGUGUAGGAUAAGUAAGCCUGUGCUUAGCAAGCAGUAAUAAAAGUUAAUUCAGUUUUUCACUGUG
Messenger RNA from Jaculus jaculus (lesser Egyptian jerboa), 612 nucleotides. RefSeq names its product stimulator of chondrogenesis 1 (gene Scrg1). The record is from RefSeq and is a predicted model, not a curated record. Bases 153 to 446 code for a protein of 97 amino acids. Lineage: Eukaryota; Metazoa; Chordata; Mammalia; Rodentia; Dipodidae. The transcript has 3 exons.